AUGGACCCUUCGCCCCGUCCUCGCAACCCUCCACAACCACCCCCCAUCUUCACAACCACUCCAUCCCAAAUUCUCACCACAAUCAACACCCUCAUCUCAACCCACCGCGCAGCCCAAUCCUCCAUUCCAUCAACAAUCUCACCCCAAGACGCAACCUACGCAAACACCCUCCUCCCCCUAGCCCACGCCGAAAACGCCCUCUACUCCACAUCCUCCCUCCUCCUCUUCCACAACGCAGUCUCCCCAGACCAAGCAACCCGCUCCGCCUCCUCCCAAGCCCGCGCCCUCCUCCGCGACGCCGAACUUGAAGCCGCCAACAACGAAGCGCUCUUCAAGCUCGUCGACGCAGUCUACAACGACGCCGCCGAAACACGCUACCUGAACCCGGAAGCCAGGAACUAUCUCCACAAGAAACACCGAGAAUUCGUCAAAAAUGGUCUACGUAUUCCCGUUGGACCAGACCGGGACCGCUUCCGCGCAAUCCGCGCCGAGAUUGUGUCCCUCACGGCAGAAUUCGCAAAGAACCUCGCCGAAGAGGAUGUCUCGCUAUGGUUCACCCCGCGAGAACUAGACGGCUUCCCUCCGGACGCCCUCGCUCGCCUCGAAUCAGGGGAUGACGAUUACCCCGAGACGGCAGGAAAACUACGCAUCAAGAUCCCGCUCCACCUCUCCCACCUCCUCCGCACGGCGCACCGGCCCAACACACGCCGCCGCGCCAGGCUAGCUUACGACACCCGCUGCGCCGCCAACGUCUCGCUCUUCCGGCGCGUCGUCCUCCUCCGGCACGAGGCUGCCCGUCUGCUCGGCUAUCCAGACCACGCGACGCUCAGCACGGAAGAAAAAAUGGCUGGGUCCCCGGUCCACGUCACCUCCUUCCUCUCCUCUCUACGAGAGAAGCUAGCCCAGGGUGGACAGCGCGAAAAGGAACUCCUCCUAAAGCUCAAGAGGCGUAAUGUCGAAGAGGAGAGGGGCGAGAUUUAUGAUGGGAGGUUGUAUACGUGGGACACCGCGUACUACACGAAUCUGUUGCUGAAGGAGGGGUAUGCUGUUGAUCAGGAGCGGAUUGCAGAGCAUUUCCCGCUCGAGCAGACCGUGGAGGGCAUGUUGGGUAUCUUUAAGAGGCUGUUAGGGAUGGAGUUUUGCGAGGUUGUUGGAACGGAGGCGAGGGAUGCCUUGUCGAGCACGGGGAAGGGGGAAGAUAUCGUCUGGCAUGAGGAUGUGCGACUGUUUUCUGCGUGGGAUUCUGCUGGCCACGCGAUCCACGACCUAGUCUCCCGUACCUCCUUUGCACGCUUCCACGGUCCCAUGGGCACCGUCGUCGACUUCGGCGAGGCGCCCUCCCAAAUGCUCGAGAACUGGUGCUGGAGCGCGGAGCAGCUGAAGGCCCUCGGCCGACAUUACUCGUAUCUUUCUGAGGAGUGUCUGCAGGAUUGGCGGGAGAAGCAGGUUGCCAGUGGAGCGUCAGAAGAAGGAGGACGAGGAGAUGGAGGGGAAGGACUAACGCAGCCGCCAGAACGAAUCCCAGAGUCCGUCGUCGAGGGCCUCGUUGCCGCGAAACACGUAGGCCAGGGGCUGGGGACGCUACAGCAGCUUUUUAUUAGCGUUUUCGAUAUGGCUGUGCAUCAGUUGCCCGCGUCGACCAUCACGCAGGAGGAACCAACAGCGACCGCUGCCGCUGGUGCUGUCGAAGGAGAAGCCGCCGUGGACUUUACGACGCUCUGGAACAGCCUUCGACGAGAAAUCGUACCCACAGACGAUCCGCCGCUCCUGCCAGGCGACGACACUAACUGGGGACACGGGUAUACCAACAUCGGACACCUGAUGGAUGAGUACGAUGCCGGGUUCUAUGGGUACUUUUUCUCAAAGGUUUACGCGCAAGACAUCUUCUCAACCAUUUUCGAGGCGGACCCCAUGAGCGCGGAAGCAGGGCGCAAGUAUAGGUACGGCGUGCUGGAGAAGGGAGGCGGACAGCCCGAGAUGACGACGUUGAUGGAGUUUCUCGGUCGCGAGGUCCGGAUGGAGCCUUUCUAUGAGGAAUUGGGAUUACCGGUAUAG
Molecule: messenger RNA, 2055 nt
Organism: Colletotrichum fioriniae
Lineage: Eukaryota; Fungi; Ascomycota; Sordariomycetes; Glomerellales; Glomerellaceae
Biological process (GO): peptide metabolic process; proteolysis
Cellular component (GO): mitochondrial intermembrane space
Molecular function (GO): metalloendopeptidase activity
Source: RefSeq, a predicted model, not a curated record